Molecule: messenger RNA, 2337 nt
Organism: Aricia agestis (brown argus)
Lineage: Eukaryota; Metazoa; Arthropoda; Insecta; Lepidoptera; Lycaenidae
Gene: stv
Product: BAG domain-containing protein Samui
Exons: 3
Coding region: 121-2058 (645 amino acids)
Molecular function (GO): protein-folding chaperone binding
Source: RefSeq, a predicted model, not a curated record
GCGCGCUUCGAACCGGCUCAGUUGAUACACAAAACGCGAAGAGGGAUUGCAUUCGAAUUUCAGUAUUAUAGUUUCGAGAGUGUUGUGUCAGUGAAAUUAAACAUUCCAGUGUUUUAGAAUAUGGAAUCUCCUGUUAUUUUGGAUAAGCCACCCGAAAAUUAUGCUAAUGAGCGCGGUUUUCCCUUUGAUGAGGAAGAAGGUUCGGACGCGUGGAGCGAUCUGUUGGUACGUCACCCCGAACUAGCGACCAGGUUGAGGCCUUCCACUUGGGGCAGAAAACGUAGGCCGUCCAGCCAAGACGGAAUUGACGAUUCUGCCGACAACUUCAGAAACUUCGACAGAUUUCCCUUCAACAAUAUUCCUGCAGAGUUCAGGAAUCACUUCCCUGCGGAUUGGACUGAGUUCAGUCCUCGCGAGGAGCAGCGUCAGCAACCGCCAUCCCCGCAGCACCAGACCGCAGCCACACAGACCGAAGCGGAGGCGGGACCUUCUCAGGAUCACCUCCAGGCACACCUUCCACAGUACGGACUGAGAAAUACAGUCGAUCUGGGACAAAAGAGUGCGACCGAUCCUAGUAUAGUUGAGGGUGAAGAUAGAUCACAGAGAUCUGUUUCGGCGCCACCUGAUAAUCGUCAAGAGAAUCCGAAUUUCGGAAACAUGAGCGGUCAAGGCAACCCAGAACAACCCACACACCAACCUCACGAGCCCCACUCGAACGUGCGACACAUACCGAUAUUCGUCGAGGGUCGCGACGAACCAGUCAUAAAUAAAGAUGUGGAUCACGGAACACAUUUCGCUGAUCCGAAACCUGCGUACGUCCCCCCACCGCAACCGCACAUCGAAAGAGAACAGUAUUAUGCCGACGACGGACCGGCCGGAUUCCCCUUUUCCAAAGGCUUCGAUAGACCCUUCUUUAGACAGGGAGCGCAGCCGUUCACAAAGCAAAAGAUGUAUCCUCAAGCGGCAGCGUUCGCUAGGGGAGCGUCCCCGCAGAGAUCUCAGUCGCCGAAACCGUCCUUCCAGGAGCAGCAGCACGUUCCGAGAACAGAAGCUCCGACCAAACCCCAGCAGAGACAGGCCCCGCCGCCACAGCGACAGACUCCUCCGCAGCAGUUCAAGCAGGCUCCGCCUCAGAGACACGCCACGCCUCCUCCCCAGGCUCACCAGCCGAGCCCGCCCCCGCAGCCGGCACCGCAACCCCAGCAGCAGGCACCCUCGGCUAAUGAUCCCAUAUCCAGAAUUCUCAGUAUUCAAACGGACGUUUUAAAUCUAAUGACUGAAGUCGAAAACUUUACCGGCACGAAAAAAGACAAGCGGUACAUAUAUUUAGACGAAAUGUUAACUAGAAACCUUAUAAAAUUAGAUGAUAUAGAAACAGACGGUAAAGAGAAUAUUAGACAAGCCAGAAAGGAAGCAAUAAAGUGUAUUCAAAAGUGCAUAGCCGUUCUGGAGGCUAAGGCCGAGGGCGGUUCGACUGCGCAGCCGGCGCAGGACGUCGAAAUGCAGGCCACUGAAAACGACAAGUCCGCUGAAAAUCAGGAGGCAGUCCAAAACGGUGAUGUAGAAAUGAAGGAACCUACCAAAGAAGCGGUGGAAACGCAGGAGCCACCAAAAGAAUCCGAAAUUCCGCAACCUGAAGCUCCCGUGCAACAACCAGAGGCGACAGACGAAGUCAAGAAGGAAGGAGAAAACGUAGAAAUUAAAGUGGACAACACAGAAACUCCCGAGGCUGCCGUUGAUACUCGACCCGAGGAGACGGCUCAAGAGACCGACGUUGCGAUGAAGCCGGAGGAACAGGGGGCGGAAAAAAAGAGCCCAAAGAAGACAGUAAAGAAACGAGACAAGAGUAAGGAUAAGAAAAAGGCGACAAAAGAUAAGGACAGUAAAACUGAGGAGAGUGCAGAUAAGAAGGAAGAUGUAAAUAAUAAGGGCGAUGUGAAUGAGAAUACUGUAAAUAAUGCUGAUGUGAGUGUUAAUAAGGUGGAAGAGAUGCAAGUGGAUGCUAAGAGUGACAAAACGCAAUCGAUGGACGUUGAUGGUGGUGCUGCUAGUCAAUAAUUUAGUUUGCGUUAGUUAAUUUUUUGUAGAUACACGGUUAGACUCUAUCGCACGAGGCCUAAAUAUCUGCCUUUCUUCUUCAUGUUAAUAAUUUGUGCCUAUGUGCUAAUAACACUGAUGUUGCCACAUGUUUAUGUUUGUUUUUUAUUAUUGCAACAUUGCAUUGAGAUUGUUGUUUAGGAUUUAAUAUGGUCUCGUCUUUGUAAAUCCUAAUAUUUAAUUAAUUUAUUGUUUAUCAGUUAUUGAUAACGCAAUUUCUCAAUAAAUUAUGAACAGAAA